This is a messenger RNA of Lucilia sericata (common green bottle fly), 425 nucleotides long. RefSeq names its product diptericin-D-like. Bases 1 to 258 code for a protein of 85 amino acids. The transcript is spliced from 2 exons. NCBI's taxonomy places the organism in Eukaryota, Metazoa, Arthropoda, Insecta, Diptera, Calliphoridae. The record is from RefSeq and is a predicted model, not a curated record.
AUGUCUUUAAGUAGCAUGGAAGAGGAACAACAACAACAGCAACAAGAAAUUUUAGAUCCCAAAGUCUUUGUGGCGGGUGGUGGCAAUCAAAAGGAUGGUUAUGAUUUUACUGCCAAUGUGCGUAAAAAUGUUUACGAAAGUGAUAAUGGUAAACAUUCUUUUGAUAUAACUGGUGGUUAUUCCCAGCAUGUGGGUGGUCCUUAUGGUAAUAGUCCAGCAGAUCGUCGUGUGGGUGGCAUCUAUACUUACAGAUGGUAGAUUUGUAAUGGAUUCUAUACAUGGAUUUCAAAUUAAAUAAUAAAUAUUGUAAGCAAAUAAAUAGAUUGUGUUAGAAUAUUCAUUUUAAAAUGUUUUGUGGAAUUGGUAAUUAUCUUUAUCUAUAACUUUUUAAUGUGUGUAAAUCCGGUAGCUUAGUAGUUAGUGUU